AAGAAAUACGACUGAACUAAAAGUGAGGUUAUGGUUUAUGAAAAGUAGUGAAUUUUAAAAACAAUUUCAAAAAUGAUUCGUAAAUCUACUAUAAAUAUUGUGAAACAUUUUGAAGUUGAAAGGACAUUUAUCAAAAAACUUUUUACCAGUAGUUCAGUGUGGGAAUCAAAAAAAGAAAACGAUUCUCCGUUAAAGAAAUUACUAAACGAUUCGUCAACAUUUCAGGAUGUAUCUACAGAAAAUGUACAACGAUGGGCCACUUUACCCUACCCUCAAGGUACAAAAAUUAGGAAACAAGGUGACUACUUUAGAAAAGAAAAACAAGAUCCAAGAGAUGCUGCAAUCAUACUUUUUCCAGGUCAGGGAAGUCAAUACGUCGGCAUGGCAAAGGAUUUAUUAAAAUUCCCAAUGGCUAAAGAUUUAUUCGAACUAGCCAAUUAUAUAAUUGGUUACGAUUUGUUGAAAUUGUGUCUGGAAGGUCCAAAAAAUAAAUUAGAUCAAACGAAAUAUGCUCAACCUGCUAUUAUGGUUUGUUCUUUAGCUGCUAUCGAAAAACUUAAAGAAGAACGACCUAAUGCAAUAGCAAACUGUGUUGCUACUGCAGGGUUUAGUUUAGGAGAAAUUACUGCUUUGGUGUUUGCUGGAGCAAUUAAUUUCGAACGAGGUCUACAAUUAGUUCAAAUCAGAGGUGAGGCUAUGCAAUUAGCUAGUGAGGCAUAUAAAGGAGGCAUGGUCACUGUUAUGUAUGGACCAGAUAGUAAAUUAAAUAUUGCAUGUGUAAAAGCCAAAGAAUGGGCUGUGGAUAAAGGAGAUCCACUUCCAGAAUGCAAAAUUGCCAACUAUUUGUUCCCUCAUUGCAAGGUAGUUGCUGGUAGUGAAUCGGCUUUAGAUUUUCUGGAGAAGAAUUAUAAAGAAUUUAGAUUACGUAAAGUCAAAAGACUUCCAGUCAGUGGAGCAUUUCACACAGAUUUAAUGGCACCUGCUAUGGAAACGUUUAAAAAAGCUUUAAAUAAAACCGAAAUCAAUGAUCCCAUUAUAAGUGUUUACUCAAACUUAGAUGGAAAAAUUUAUAAAAAUGCUGAACAUAUUAGAAAACAGCUUCCAAAACAGAUGAUCAAACCAGUUAAAUGGGAACAGUUACUACAUGUGGUGUACGAAAGGGAACCUGGUACUUACUUUCCUAAAACUUUCGAAGUAGGGCCUGGAACAUCUCUUCGAACAAUUCUCAAACAAGUAAAUUCGAAAGCUCAUGAAGAGAGUUAUAGUAUAGAAUGCUGACAUUAAUUCUAAAUGUGGGCUUGAUAUACCAACGGAGUAAAGUUCCAGUCAAGAGUUAAAGUUGACAGCUUCUAAAUUGAAUUGGUGCUGUUGUGAUUUUUUUACAGUAGAAGGCUGAUUUGAAAUAUAAGUAUAAAAAUUUGGUUAAAGAUCUCCCAUCGAUAAAAAUCAAAAUGAAUAAUUAAAUGUGAAAAUAUAUUUUUUUUACACCCACAUGUAUAUUUUUUUACCCAAAGUAUAGAUCAGGUAAAAUAACAAUUAUAAACGUUAAGAAGAAUUAGUGUGUUAUAGUACAGUGGUUUUAGUUCAAACAAACUGUUAUUUAUUUAAUUACUGGUAUUCAAAAAUAUACGGUUGCUGUUUUUUACAUCUUUUAUUGCUUUCAUAAAAAUGUUAAUGAUUUAAAGAAAUAUGCCCGUUUAUUUGAAUUUACUAAUCACGAUAACAACUCAUGGUGUGAUUGAAAAAUUUUCUGAAGCAUU
This is a messenger RNA of Psylliodes chrysocephalus, 1760 nucleotides long. NCBI's taxonomy places the organism in Eukaryota, Metazoa, Arthropoda, Insecta, Coleoptera, Chrysomelidae. The record is from the annotation of a GenBank genome assembly.